Notodromas monacha is the source of this 1122-nucleotide messenger RNA. Lineage: Eukaryota; Metazoa; Arthropoda; Ostracoda; Podocopida; Cyprididae. The record is from the annotation of a GenBank genome assembly.
AUGAGAGAGAUUGCUCAACAAAUUGCCAGGGAUGUUGUUUCAUGGGACUUGGGAGUGUCUAUGGAAGAUGUUGUUGGGAUGGAAUCUGCAAAGCAAGUUCUUAGGGAAGCCAUUGUUUAUCCAAGGAGGUUUCCAGAGGUCUUUGUUCAAGGGUUUGAGCCUUGGAAGGGACUCUUACUCCAUGGACCACCUGGGACUGGAAAAACAUUGCUGGCCAAAGCUGUUGCUUCAGAGUCAGGGUUACCAUUCUUCAAUGUCACUGCCUCAACUGUGAUCAGCAAGUGGAGAGGAGAGUCUGAAAAAGCAAUAAAGGUAUUAUUUGACAUGGCCAGAAAAAAGGCGCCUUCAAUAAUUUUCAUUGAUGAAUUGGACGCCUUGGGAAGCCGCAGAACAGAACAUGACCACGAUGCUUCCAGACGAACAAAAACUGAGCUUUUGGUGCAGCUGGACGGUUUGACGACCCACUCAAAUAAGUCCAAGUACCAAAAUUCCACCGAAUUUGGCAACCCUUUUGACACCCACAUUUUUGUCCUUGCUGCUACAAACAUGGCCUGGCACUUGUCUUACACAGCUUUAUCUCAUCAUAGGGAUGUUGAUCCUGCUCUUCUGAGACGUUUGGAAAAACACGUUUUGAUAAAACUCCCAAAUUCUGAAGAAAGGGAGGACCCAGCAAACAAUGCCCUUCAAAAAAGGACUGGCGCAGAGUUUCGCAGGACUUCGACUUCAAAUCAGUCGCAAAGGUUCGUUUCUGUUGCAAAUUUAAAAAUAAAAUACAUAAAAUUUCCGAACUUGACGCAGGCCACUGAUGGGUUCACUGGAAGCGACAUCUACUCACUUUGCAAAGAAGCCGUGAUGGCAUCAGUUCGCGCGGCGGCCGCUAGUCUACCCUCGCAACCUCGCUGUGAAAAUAAGUUGGAACAAAAACUGUCGCCAGUGACAACAUCAGCCAUCAUGACAGCAAUCAGAGAAAUGCAAGCAGCAACUUCUGCCAUGCAGAAGAAGAAACUGGGUUCUGGUGGAAGACCAAAAGUUAAUGGACUGGUUUGUCGAAUUAAUCAGCAAUUAGGGUCUGAUGGCAGCAGCAGUGUUGAUGAUGAUGAUGAUGAUGAUUGUCAGAUUUUG